AUGAGUUCCUUGUCCUGCUGCCCUUCCACAUACACAAUGAGCCAGUGGAGGUGGUCUACUGCAUCAGUGUGGCUCUUGGCUGGUGCUGGGGGUGCAGCUGCUUCUUCUUCCUCUUCCACCUCAUCUAGGAUAUCCUAUAGUGAAGCCAUCAAAUGGUACCAUCUCUUCCUCAGCAUCCUCCUUGACAAAGGAUGCACCCAAGACCUUCCUCCAACAGUUCCACAUUGUAGCCUCAGAGACUGCCACCCAGGCCUUGGCUAUCAGGUAGGAGGAGUCCUUCAGAGUCAGCUCCUUCAGGUAGUCUGUGAUGGUACUUCCAUCACCAGUUUCUUGAGCGGAUACUUCACAAAGAUCUGCCCAUCUGGAGUCCUCAGGGUUCUGGCUGCUAGGUGGGUGCUACAGAUGUCCAACAGCAGAACUGCCUUCUCUGGUAGGUUCCACGAGCGCAGGUGCCUCCUCACACUGGGGACAAAGUCCUCGAAGAAUCAGUUGUUGAAGAUUUCAGCAGUCAUCCAGCUUCUUGCAGAGUUGGAAUACAGCACUGAGAGGGUGGCCAUAUUCAAAUGGUGGAUGCACCUAGGGGACAAGAACUUCCUAAACCAAGAGCUUCAGCUUGUAGGUCCCAGCAGCAUUGCAGGUGAACAGAAUGGUGAUGUGGUUCUUUGCCUGCUUGAAGCACUCGGUCUUGUGGAUGUCAUCCUUCAUGGCCAGGGUUCUGUCAGGGAGCGUCUUGUAGAGCUGCUCCUUGGUUUGGGUCUCCUCCACCAGGAGCUCCUUCAGCUGCGCUGGGAAGGAGUCUGCUGCUUAUGUGUUGGCUGA
This is a messenger RNA of Acanthosepion pharaonis, 819 nucleotides long. The record is from the annotation of a GenBank genome assembly. Lineage: Eukaryota; Metazoa; Mollusca; Cephalopoda; Sepiida; Sepiidae.